UCUCGUCAGGUUGUUGUGGUCACCAGCUGAUCGGCCUCGGAGUCGACAGCCUCCUCGUCGUGGACUCGUCGUCCCUGAUGCUUUUACUCUAGUAUUUUUCAGACUGCAGCGGAAUAAAAAGAAACCAGUAUCGAAACUCUCCUUGGGCCGCAGGGCGUUUUAUAUCCACAUCAGGCCCCAAGGACUCCGUCUAGAAGCUAUCCGCUAACCAUCGCUGUCUCCUAUGAGAAGGCUGGAGAAGUAAUCUGGGCUAUUUUUCGACAACAGAAACCUUUAUUUAGUAAUCGUAUUUCCUGUCGUCGCAGGGAACAGUGCUAUUAAUAUUAUUAUUAAUAUAAGAACCCUUCAGUCAUUUGGCGAUAACAGACAUCAUAUCGUUCUCUAACAGUUCUCCCUGGUCCCCGACUCAAGGAGAAGAUGUGGUUGAAACUGUUCUUCAUCCUGGUUUAUUUCCUGGUGUUAUUCAUGCUGGCCCGUUUGUUUGAGACAGUUCUUUGGUAUGAGACCGGUCUGUUCGCCACUCAGUUGGUUGAUCCAGUGACUCUUAGUUACAGAAGGUUGAAAACGAUCUUGGAGUGCAGAGGUUUGGGAUAUUCUGGAUUACCAGAAAAGAAAGAUGUGAGCGACUUGGUGGAGAAGUCAGGAGAGUUGAUGCAAGGGGAGCUGUACUCAGCCAUCAGGAGAGAGGAGGAGCAGACGAACGUGGGAGAGCCAGGAAGCACCUCCUUCAGUGGGGAAAUGCACUUCUACGAACUAGUGGAGGACACAAAGGACGGCAUAUGGCUGAUACAGGUGAUCGCUCAUGACAGUGAGGCCCUGCUCAGCAAAUCCAGCUGGAGUAAAAUGGUCCAGAAGGUUUCACACUUUGGGAUAAGGACUGGGACAUUUAACUGCUCCAGUGACUACAGGUGGGUCGAAUUUAGGCUUCUAUUUUCACUACCAUUCUGCUUAUUUAAAGACUUGCCUAUUAUUAUUAUUUAUGGCUCAGUUUCCAGUUAGGUGAGAGAGGGUUGCAUGUCUACCAUAAGAUGGAAUCGGGUCGUGUGUGGUUUGAGGAAGAGGAUGCGGUUUGACAGGUGCUUUAUGUAUAGGAUGCGAAAUAAAGUAAGAAAUAAGAGCUCAGCAUUGAAUCAUUAACAACUGCAAUUAAGAUCCUCCUACUUUAUCUUUAGGUGAAGCAAAAAGUGGUACUCCUAUAUUAAACUGUGGAACAGUUCACGCAUGACAUUAAAUGCAAAGCUAGGAAAUCCAAAGAUUUUUGUAUUGGGAAAAAAAAAAAAAAUCUUUGGAAUGGUUAGUUAUAGUUGUAGGCCACUGCUACAUGCUGACCCGGAAAACAGUAAAGCUGGAGUAGCGUCUUUGGUAGGUGUGUAAGUGAUGAAGAGAAAGUUCUCUCACGGACACGUCGGACAGCGAAAUAUUUGAUUUAAUCUUAAGGCAUGAUCAUGGGAAAAGUCCUGGCUCCAAAGGUUACCAAGAACACAUUCGACGAGACAAUAGAUUCACAAGAUUCUUAUAGGGAACAUUUUCAUUGUGGGAAGGGAGUGGGAGUGACCUUAGGCCAAGUCAAUUUGUAAUACAAUGGGUGGAUAUUGGACAUGUCUGCAGGUCUGUAAGACAUGGUUGUAAGCAGUUUACACAACAAAGAAGUCAGUAGAUUGGCCCGAUUUCAAUACCAGACUGGCUGGCUCCAGUGGAGGAAGGGAUGUGAUUUAAGAUACAGGGAGAAUGAAUGCAGUUCCUUCUAAUGUAAUAAUUAUAUAAACAAGGUUAAUAUAAUUUGUAUGUGAUGUAUAUUUAUAGUUAUGAUUGAUAUUUCCACGACAGUAAGGGUCCCAUUAAACUAGCGUAUGGAAUGAUGUAUUUAUUCUUUAUUCUCUCUCUCUCUCUCUCUCUCUCUCUCUCUCUCUCGAUAGAUAGAUAGAUAGAUAGAUAGAUAGAUAGAUAGAUAGAUAGAUAGAUAGAUAGAUAGAUAGAUAGAUAGAUAGAUAGAUAGAUAGAUAGAUAGAUAGAUAGAAUUUAAUACAAAUUAGAGUUUAUCAUGACCCAUGAGCGGCCCGGUACCGGGACUGUUUCCUCCUCCUGGAAAUGGGAGGGAACAACUCUCACACACAGGCCUCCUAUUGCCUGCAUAUCGAUCCCCUUAUGGUGUGAUCCAGAUGCCUCGGACACCAGCCUUCCGAGUUGCAAUUGUGACGUAAUUUCCAGUCUCGGUUCCCGUUCGUCUUUGUGUUUGUGUCAUGAAAUUUGCUAGUCGUUGUUUAUUGUUAGCUACAUGAGCCGCGAAAACAAACACAACUUUACAUUGUAUUGCACAGCAAGACCGUGCAAUGCAUAAAUUGGUGACUGGAAUAAAGUAGCAAUGUAAUCAAGUGUAUAAGAGCGUUUAAAAUCGACAUUAAAAUGACCAACGUGGUACAAAUACAAAGCAGACAUUUUUGUUGAGUGUCAUCACUGAAUUCGGCCUAAUCUCAGAAUCCCGAGAGAUGAAGACAAGAAGGGGGGGUGCCUCCCUGAAAUGGCACAAGAAAGCUGGGAGAUUUCCCCACUUCCAACUCUGAUGUCCAACUCUGGCUGGUGUCCAACGCAUCUAGAUCACUUAUGCUGAGCCAUCAGUUAUGGCUGUUAAAUGCUUUUGAACAGCUCAAAGUGAUGCGAGCCAGAGGGUUCUCCCCCGUACUCCCAUACCCCGCACGACCACAGGAGGAACUUCCAACACUGUAUAUAUAUAGUAAUAAUAUAUCCUGGAUCAUUAUUGUCUAGUAAUGUUGUCAUGGUAUACGUUGUCAUAAACCUAUUUAUCAAACUUCU
Messenger RNA from Gadus chalcogrammus (walleye pollock), 2811 nucleotides. RefSeq names its product ring finger protein 103 (gene rnf103). Gene Ontology annotation, cellular component: endoplasmic reticulum. The record is from RefSeq and is a predicted model, not a curated record. Lineage: Eukaryota; Metazoa; Chordata; Actinopteri; Gadiformes; Gadidae. The coding region runs from base 418 to 999 and encodes 193 amino acids. The transcript has 3 exons. Gene Ontology annotation, biological process: protein ubiquitination. Gene Ontology annotation, molecular function: ubiquitin-protein transferase activity.